AUGAACUUCAUAAAAACACACAUCUAUGAACAGGAGUACACCAAUGAAGGAAUAAAAGAACAUGAAAAAGACGCCAGGAGCGCAAAAGAAAUUAACGAAAAUAAGAGGCUAAAGGAACUACCAGAAUUUAAAAGGGACAAUCAAUUCUUAAGCCUAUCGGAACAACUAGAAUUGAAAAAAAAUAACAACAAUGGUGGAGGUGGACUCGGAAAAGAAGAUGAAGCAGGACUCAUCAAUAUUUAUGAUAUGCCAAAUAUGACAGAAGAAUAUGCAGAAUAUUACGACAAUUAUGCGAAACAUGAUAUUUAUAGUAUUGAGAAAAUCAGGGAGAGAGAAAAAGAAGUAGAAUUUGAAUUUAAAGAAGCUAUAAGAAGUUAUGCAAAGAAAAAAGAAUUAAAGGAAAAAGAAGAUGAAGCGGAUUUGCGGAAGGAAGAAAGUAAUCAUGUUAACUUACGUGAGAUAAAAAAAAAUAUGAAUAAAAAAAAAAAAAUCACUCCAGUGAAGACCAGUGUGAAGGCAAUUAUAAAGACGAAGAAAAAAAGUGCCAUUGCUUCUCCAAAGGGGGGCCAUGCCGACGUCAAAAAGGCUUCCACCCUCAAGAACAAUUCACUGUUGCUUGGUUAUUCGGAUUACUCGGAU
Molecule: messenger RNA, 639 nt
Organism: Plasmodium cynomolgi strain B
Lineage: Eukaryota; Apicomplexa; Aconoidasida; Haemosporida; Plasmodiidae
Exons: 1
Source: RefSeq, a predicted model, not a curated record